AUGAUGAAGAUCCCUGCAGUACUCACUCUGGCUCUGCUGAGCUUGACUCUUUGUACUGAUGGAAAGGUUACUCGGUGCAGCCUGGCAGGUUUCUGGAAGAAUGAUCUUGGCUCUAACAUGACCAUUGAUAUCUUUGAAAAUGGAACGUUUAUAGGCAAAUAUCUGACAGCUGUAUCUACCACUAAUAAAACAAUUUUGCAAUCGCCUCUGGUUGGGUAUCAGCAACCUACUGAUGUUCCAUUGUUUGGAUUUACAGUGAGGUGGUCUUUUAUAAAUUCGAUCACAGUAUUCACAGGUCAGUGUUUCUUGGAUGAGUCUGGGCAGCAGGUUCUUUAUACCACAUGGCUGCUGAGGUCAGAGGCUCAGAAUCUUCAGGAUAACUGGUCGCAAACAAGGUAUGGAUGCAUGGUGACAUAG
Molecule: messenger RNA, 417 nt
Organism: Staurois parvus
Lineage: Eukaryota; Metazoa; Chordata; Amphibia; Anura; Ranidae
Source: the annotation of a GenBank genome assembly